This is a messenger RNA of Branchiostoma floridae (Florida lancelet), 2436 nucleotides long. RefSeq lists its product as uncharacterized. Bases 334 to 2436 code for a protein of 700 amino acids. The record is from RefSeq and is a predicted model, not a curated record. Lineage: Eukaryota; Metazoa; Chordata; Leptocardii; Amphioxiformes; Branchiostomatidae. The transcript is spliced from 4 exons.
UUGUUCGAUGCUGUGCCACCUUUUAUAGGGGACUGACUCGGGCAAAGUUCUUGUUCCUGUGAGGUAAAGCCUGUGCCUAAGAACAACAUUCUCAAUUCGUGAGUUGUUUUAAUUUGAUCGCCAUGUUAGUAACUCCAUAGUUAGUGACAACAGUCUAGGUGGGAAGAAGACAAUGCAGUGCAUUUGUUCAUCCAUGUGCACUUCGGAAUUUAAAUCUACUCCCCGGACAACCCUUUGGUUAACAUUUCAAGCGUUACAAAUGGCAUCAGGUUUACAUAUUAAGUCAAGUAUUCUUGGAUUUAAAACUUGAGGAUCUCUCACCGAUAAUUCAAGAUGGCGGACGAAUGUGACACUUCUGACGUGGAGGUCAAAGGUGCUGAGAACGAAUUAGAAACGAUGAACCGUAAAGAGCAGAAACCAAAUAUUACAGAUAAUACUUUACCUGCUAAAAACAGCGAAAAUAACGAAACUUCUAUUGACAUCGAGAAAGAAAACGAAAACAACGAAGCUCAGGAAACUCAACCCUUGCUCUCGAUCUCACAAAGUCAAGUCGUCUCCGAGGGGACCAAAGUGAUCACAACGGUUUACGAACUUUCCGAGGAAGAAGCAACCAAACCAAAGAAAAGACGUACUUGUAAGGAGUUCUUCUGUGCCUGGGAUGACAGAAGGGCCUAUUAUUUUGGCAGAAAGUUAGGUAUCAUCUUUGUUUACUUGGGAAUAGCAAUGGUGAUCGCAGGUAUCGUGCUUGUCUGGAUCUCAACCGUGUGGAAACCGGAAAGGCCGUUUGCGAUGAUGAUCUGGAUUGGAAUCACGGUUAUCAUAGUUGGAGCGUUGAUUAUUGAAAACUCCAACUGGCAGAAGGAGAUUGACAAGGCUAAGAAACGGAACAUUGUGUAUGCACAAGAGAAGCUCAAGGAAAAGGCAAAAGAACCCAAAAUGUUCUUCGGAGCAGCUUUCAAUGACAUCGACAUAACGGACGAAAGUGGACAACCUGUUCAUCUAACAGAAGAGCAAGUACGAAAUAUGGUCAGCGAUUUGGUGGGACCGGACGCCAUCCAUUCUAUCUAUCAUAUCGAAGGACAAUGGAAAGUUUACUUCCAUACCAAACCCGCUAGAGAUGAGUUUAUGAGCAAAUCGUUGAUUUACAGGGGCAAAGAGGUUAGAAAGUAUGUCAUUGAGUCCAAAACAGAAGAGGGGUUGGCUGCCCUAUCUGAGUUGCACGCUAUGGAAGCAUUGGAAGCCCAGAAUACGACCUUAUACGGCUACACGUUUGAAGAAAGGGAUGUCGUUGAUGAUGAUGGUAAUAUGGUGAAAUUAAAAGAAGAUGAAGUUUGUGAAAGUAUUCUUAGUACUGACAUUGAUCCAGAUAAGCUAUACGCUGUGGAGAACAUACGAGGGGAGUGGAAAAUAUAUGUCUACGGACAAACCUCGGGGGAAAAACUUCUAGAGCAAGGUCUUAUAAUCAGAGGACGUAGUAUUAGACUAAGUACAAUAGACUACAGCAAGAUUGUCCAGCCUCCGAAGGUAAAAUUGAGAAAGUCAAGCACGUCGGGCGCAAGCGGUGAAAAGGACAUGUCAGGUGUGGCCAUUCUGAAGAUCCUGAAUCUACCUGUUGUUGUUGAAGACCGUCUAGUUAUCAAGAACUUGCAAAAAGCAGGGUGCAAAGUGAAAGGGGCCAUACAGAAACAGAGAGUCAAGCGUGAGUACGCAAAGGCAUCAGUGUACUUCUUCAACGGCAUUCGCUUUGUACGUGUCCGUAUUCCUAGCAUAAAGCGGUUUCCUCUGAAGCAGGUUUGGGACGGAUACUUUGUCAAACUAGAAGUGGUCAAAGUUUUCCCAGAUAAUGACACCUCCGAGCAAAACGCCAGGCUAGAUUCGGCCAUUUGUGUUCUGAAAGUGGAAGACAAAGCCACAGAUGCUAGCAGAAAAACAGAAGUCGUGACGACAGCUAUUUGUCACGUGAAUAAUGAAGCAAAAGAAAACCUUACACUACCGUCCUUCUCAGACACUGAUGGUGCAGGGGAGACUUACGGAGCCGAUAAACUCUCACGAGAAAGUGUGAGAACUUCUCUGCAUGAACUUGACAUGGGGACUGAUCGUACGGAUGGAUUAGAUGCAGGUGAACUCUCGCAAGAGUUUACGAGCCCUUCUUUGUAUGACCUUGACAUGGACCCAAACCACAUACAUACUGAGGAAUUAUUGGUAGAAAAUGAACUCUCGCGAGAGAAUACGAGAUCCAUAUCUGGCGAUCUCGAAGGAGCGGUUGGUGGAGAGGAGUCAGAGGAUUUGAACAUUCCGGAAAUGGUGAAGAGAGCCAAUGGUGAUUCCGGAAUACAGACUCCGGAAUCCGGAUCGAGAACUUCCGUUCUGGGGUCACAGAUGUCAAACCAGGAAGGAGCACGACUGACUCAAAUGCGACAAGAAUAUCUCGUGUGA